AUGAAAUUUCUGAAACACGUUUUUGGAUUUAUUAUUUUACUGAGAUUCUGUUCAACCAGUGUUAUUCAUCUCAACUCAACUAACUGGAAACAAAUGCUGGAAGGCGAAUGGUUUGUGGAAUUUUAUGCCCCUUGGUGUCCAGCUUGCCGACAUUUUUCUUCAACUUGGGAACAGAUCUCGUAUGAUGUGUCCAUUAAUGCGUUUAUCGCAGAUGUUGAUGUGACAGAAAGUCCUGUUCUCAGUUUCAUAUUUUUCGUCAAAAAGCUACCAACUCUCUACCAUGUGAAGAAUGGAUUAUUCAGAGUAUAUGAUGGUUUAAGAAAUUUUGAUGAUCUCAAAGUUUAUCUAAAAUCUAAAAAAUAUGAAUCUGAAACACCUUUACCUUGGUAUUAUUCACCAGCAUCUCUUCAUAUGCAGUGUUUCAUUCGUUUUAUGGAUCUUGGCGUCCUGAUUACGAAUAUCCACCAAGCAAUUUUAGAUGCUGGUUAUCGUCCUUGGAUGUCAUUUUUAAUUAUUGGUGUAUCAACCAUCUUUUCUGGUUUGUUUAUUGGAUUAAUGCUUGUGUUGAUCUUUGAUUGUUUCUUUCCUCCACGACCGCAAAUCCUGCGAUUCAUUAGAAAAUCUAAAAAAGUAGCUGAAUCUAAUGGAGUUGAAAAGUCGACACCUGAUAUUCAUGAAGUAGAUGGAUCUGAUGAACAUUUAGAUGAUGAAGCUAUUGAGCUUCGACGAAGAAAGGUGGAUGGUGAAUUAGUAUCUGAUUCAUAAUCGUGUACGCUAUACACAGUUACUUAUACUCAUUUUUAUGAUGUCAUCGUGUUACUUUGUAUGAAUAUCUUUCUUUUUUGAAUACCUAACUCCAGAUAGCUGUC
Molecule: messenger RNA, 869 nt
Organism: Heterobilharzia americana
Lineage: Eukaryota; Metazoa; Platyhelminthes; Trematoda; Strigeidida; Schistosomatidae
Source: the annotation of a GenBank genome assembly